CUUCUACCUCCUUCCCCACACUCACUUAAGAAUCACUUUCCUUCAAACUUCCCAGCCAACCAUCAAAAUGCACUUCUCCACUGCCGUCAUUGCUGCAUUCGCGGCCACCUAUGUCUCUGCCUCUCCUCUCAUGGUCCGCGGUAACACCUGCGGUGCCGCUCCUAGUGGCAGCAACACCAACAACCAGCCCAUCUCGCAGCCUUCUGGCAUCCAGACCUCAGCUGCCUGCCAGUCUCAGUGCGAGGCCAAAAGCUCCUGCAAGUCUUUCUGCUUCGGCCUGGUCGACAACACCAUCCAGUGCAAGCUCUUCUCCUGCGCUGCCUCCGCUGUUCCCACUCAGUCCAGCGCCAACCUUGUAGUCUACGAUAAGGCCUGCUCUGCUGUCCCAAGCGUUGUUCCUACCUCCAGCAACCCCACUGGCAAGAAGGUCGACAACAGCCAGACCCAGAGCAACUCGAACUCUGGCUCCAAGGCCUCCGAGCAGAAGGCUCAGGAGUCCAAGAUGGCCGACGCCAGCAGGACCUCUGGCCAAAAGGCCGCUGAGUUCAAACAAGCCCGGGACAGCAACAACAACAACAACAACUACGGCACCCAGAAGCAGUCGACCCAGAAGGAGACUACCCAGAAGGAGACUACCCAGAAGGGGUCGACCCAGAAGCAGUCUUCCAACACCAACACCCAGAAUGAGUCCUCUUCCACGUCCUCCACCUCGGCCAACACCUGCGGCACCAAGCCCAGCGCCAGCAUCAACAACCAGCCCAUCUCAACCCCUUCCGUCACCUCCGAGGACGCGUGCAAGGCCAAGUGUCAGGCUAACAGCUCCUGCAAGUCUUUCACCUGUGGCGAGGUCGACCAUAAGGUCGUCUGCAAGCUCUAUUCUGUCGCUGCUGCUCAGGUCCCUGCACCUACCAACGCUGCUCAGAAGAACGCCCUCAAGGCCUACGAUGUCGGCUGCUCCAUCUGA
This is a messenger RNA of Macroventuria anomochaeta, 964 nucleotides long. RefSeq lists its product as uncharacterized. The record is from RefSeq and is a predicted model, not a curated record. The transcript has a single exon. NCBI's taxonomy places the organism in Eukaryota, Fungi, Ascomycota, Dothideomycetes, Pleosporales, Didymellaceae. The coding region runs from base 68 to 964 and encodes 298 amino acids.